This is a messenger RNA of Dentiscutata heterogama, 1109 nucleotides long. The record is from the annotation of a GenBank genome assembly. NCBI's taxonomy places the organism in Eukaryota, Fungi, Glomeromycota, Glomeromycetes, Diversisporales, Gigasporaceae.
UUUCACCAUCUGCCUUAAAAUUUGGGUUGAAAUCAGAUCAGAAAGGUGUCUUAACAAUUCCACCAGUACAAAAUAUGGAAAAUGAAUACAUUUUCGAGAUUCCUUUGCUAAAAGCUGGUAAAUCAUUAAAGUUAGAGGCUGCUUUAACAUUAACUGACGCAGAGGCCUUUGAACAUGCAGACUUUUGGGUUUAUUUAGAACUUGGAAAGAUUACCGAACCAUCCACACCAAAAAUUGUUCACAUUUUAUCUUUCGAUGUCAGAGUGUCAACUGUCUAUCGUGGGUUUCCUCAAGGAUUUUAUCCUGAUGUUUUACUUGUUGCAAAUCAUAAAAUAACACGCAAUGAAUAUUUGGCAUGGGUCAAGUUGUUUAAAGAAACUCUUGGUCUUCGAUUUUUCAUUUGGGAUAUAUCACAAAUGGGUCAUUUUAGUCUCUUGAGAGAUAUAACAACACUUUACUCGAACAAGCCAACUACAUUAAUGAAAGAUCUUUCUGGAAAAACCUUGAUUGUACUAGAUAACGAAUUUGAAUACGGAGAAUAUGGGCAAAAAGUUACUGCACGAAAUUUUAUAUUGAAGAAUGAGUGGAUUGAAGCAAUACAUAAGAAUGAUAAUAAAUUUUAUAUAUUUAAGCCAAGUGCUAGAAAAGAUGAAUGCGUAAAUGUAUUGGACGAGCUUUUAACAAAUGCUUUUGAAGAAUUCAGAGAGAACAAGUCUGAAUUUGAAAAUGUUCGUGGGUUCACACAAUUUUUGAUGGGAAAAGAAAAAGAUCCUUUGGAAGAAAUUCCACCAGAUAAUACAGAAGAAAAUAUUUUAGAAGAAAAUCAUCUAGAAAAAAAUAUUCCAGAAGACACAGUAGAUUUUAUUUCUACAACUAUUAAUUUGAGAGGGAUUAUCGCAGGCUUAGGAAUUGAUAACCAUUUCCGUAUUUUAGAAAUGAUUUUUAUCACCGGACCAUUGGAUGAUGAUGAAGAAAUUAAUGAUAUAGAUUUGUUCCUAAAGGGUGGUCAUCGAACACUUAGUGAUAAAGAAAAACAAGUAGCAGAAUUACUCAAACAACAGAUUAUUUAUGAUAUUGCUGUCGAAUUAUCAACUAUAUGUGAUGGAAUU